Messenger RNA from Lathyrus sativus (Indian pea), 894 nucleotides. Lineage: Eukaryota; Viridiplantae; Streptophyta; Magnoliopsida; Fabales; Fabaceae. The record is from the annotation of a GenBank genome assembly.
AUGUUAAUUCCUCUUUGCAACCCUUCUCUUUCACUUCAAUCGGCCUCAAUUCAUGGAAAACCUAACAAGACAAUCAUCUCAAUCACCAACUCUGCAUCUUCCGGCAACAGAGUAAGCACCCAGCGAAGAACAAUCUCAGCAUUCGAAGCUCGAAUCUCUCUCCUAUUCGCUCUCGCUUCUCAAUCCACCUCUCUCUCCCAGCGACUUGUUGCCGAUUUGGCUAACGAGACUGCUAAAUACUUGUUUCCGAAAAGAUUUGAAAGCAGCACUCUCGAAGAAGCGUUGAUGACAGGUGUUCCGGACCUUGAGACUAUCAAGUUUAAAGUUCUGAGUAGAAGGGACCGGUAUGAGAUUAGGGAAAUUGAGCCUUACUUUGUAGCAGAGGCUACAAUGCCAGGGAAAAAUGGUUUUGAUUUCAGCGGUGCUUCUCAGUCAUUUAAUAUUCUUGCUGAAUACCUUUUUGGUAAGAAUACAAUGAAGGAAAAAAUGGAAAUGACUACACCCGUUUUUACCAGUAAGAAUCAAUCCGACGGGCUUAAAAUGGAUAUGACAACUCCUGUGUUGACAACAAAGAUGGGAGAUCAAGAUAAAUGGAAAAUGUCUUUUGUCAUGCCUUCAAAGUACGGUUCUAACUUGCCACUGCCUAAAGAUUCCUCUGUGACAAUUAAAGAAGUGGCUAGAAAAAUAGUUGCUGUAGUUGCCUUUUCAGGUUUUGUGAAUGAUGAAGAAGUUAAGCGGCGUGAACUGAAACUAAGAGAAGCUUUGAAAAAUGACGGACAAUUCAAAAUUAAAGAGGGAACUUCAGUAGAAAUUGCGCAGUACAAUCCCCCAUUUGCUCUUCCAUUUCAACGCCGUAACGAGAUUGCGUUGGAAGUGGAGUGGAAAAAUCAGUAG